Andrographis paniculata is the source of this 1945-nucleotide messenger RNA. Its product is annotated as cyclin-D5-1-like. Gene Ontology annotation, molecular function: cyclin-dependent protein serine/threonine kinase regulator activity. Gene Ontology annotation, cellular component: cytoplasm; cyclin-dependent protein kinase holoenzyme complex; nucleus. NCBI's taxonomy places the organism in Eukaryota, Viridiplantae, Streptophyta, Magnoliopsida, Lamiales, Acanthaceae. The transcript is spliced from 5 exons. Gene Ontology annotation, biological process: mitotic cell cycle phase transition; regulation of cyclin-dependent protein serine/threonine kinase activity. The record is from RefSeq and is a predicted model, not a curated record. Bases 210 to 1169 code for a protein of 319 amino acids.
AUACCAACUCCCUCCAUGCCAUACCAUCCUGCACCUCCAGCAAACCUCUGUCCCUCCCUCCCCUCCCUUCCACCAGAAGUCCAGAACAGAACCACCCAUGGCCAUGGAGGAGUAUGGGAUAGAAUCAGUUCUCACUUCUUUGCUCAUCACGUGUUAAUUACGUAAUUGUAAUUUGGAUGCAGAAAACUUGAGCCAGUGAUACCGGAGAGAUGUUAAAUUCUCGACUUGUACGCUCUCCCACGAAGCAGCUAUGGUGCGAAGAAAAUGCAUCCGAUUUAGUGGAUGAAGACGGAGGAGGAGCGGAAGAAUUUGCCUUGGGAGAAGAAUCGUGUGAGGAGGAGGAGGAGGAGGGGGAGGUGGAAGCGUAUGUGCAGAUGCUGCUUGAAGGUGAAAGCAGAUUGCAAUUGAAGGAGGUCUUGCAGUUGCAGCAGAAUCUGUGGAUUGUUAGGGCUCGUUUGGAUGCAAUCCAGUAUAUCCUCAGAACAAGGGAACAUUUGGGGUACAGAAUCCAAACUGCUUAUGCAUCCGUCACAUAUCUCGAUAGAUUUCUUUCCAAAAGAUCUAUUGCCGAAGGGAAGUCUUGGGCAGUGAGGCUGCUGGCAAUGGCUUGCCUUUCAUUGGCUGCAAAGUAUGAAGAAACUGCAGCACCACCAGGGUUGUCACACUUAUGCUCGGAGGAUUACAAUUUCGAGUGCACUGUGAUACUGAGAAUGGAGCUUUUGGUGUUGGCAACAUUGGAAUGGAGAAUGGGAUUGAUUUCUCCCUUUGCUUUCAUUCAGUUCUUCGGGAGAAAGUUCAGUGAUAAGUUUUCACCAAGAAAUCAUGCUGAAAAAACAGUGGGAAUCAUUAUGAGUGCAGUGAGAGAUGUGGAAAUAAUGUCUCACAGACCAUCUGUGAUAGCAGCAGCAGCUACAUUAGCAGUGUUAGAUAGAGAUUUGACAAGAGAUGCGCUGCAAUUGAAAAUCAGCUCCUUGACUUCAAGUGGUUCUUUUCAAUCUGAAGACAUCCUUUCUUGCUACUACCAAUUCAUGGAAAUGGGCAUUGAAUCUCAUGAUCUAAAUAGAGUUGACCCUAAUGAAACUUCUUCAGUUACCUCCAUGGACACAGCCAAAAGGAAGAGGCAAAUGCUGGACAAAGGUGAUGUGCCUGAGAAAAAGGGGAAGCCCUGAAUUCAGACAGACAGAGCAGGUCAAUUAAAUUUUGGUGAAGGAUUACUUUGUGAGUAUGCUAAUGAUCCAUCUUUGGGAUAUUGUACAUAAUAAGAUUUCAAGAUGAUUGGGUUGGGUUGGGUAGUAGGAGGCAGGGGGGAAGAGGACAUGUUUGGAGAAAAGCAACAAGAAGAAAUAAAGGAAAAAAAGAAAAUAAAAGUUGGCCCUAAAAAAGAAGCUAGUAGAAAACACAACAAACACAGCUCAUAUGGUGUGGUGUGGUGUGGACAGGGAGGGAGGGAGACCACAUAGAUAUGACUUUCACACAGUUAACCAUAUCUAUUGUCUUCUUCACACAUUUGUCCCAUCCCAUUUCUUUGAUUAUUUCAUUGACAUUAUUGUCUCUCUUUUUUUAACUUUUCUUUCACAGGGUUUCUGUUUUACAAAGAUGUCUAUCAUCAUCCAUAUGCAUAUGUGAUGCAGCCCUAGAUUUUUUUAUAAAGGGGAUGAUGCCUUUUAUUGUUUUUUUGGUUAGCUUUUUAGUGGGGAGAUUGAAUUCCAUCCAAUAGGGGUUUGAGGAAGCUGUUUCUUGAUUUGAUACAACAUUGUUUGCUGCAGUUUGCCCAUCACAAAAGUUUGCAAAAGAUUGGAUUUUUUUUUUUUUUUUUUGCCCUUUUUAAUAUUCUUGAAUAUGCACUUUAAUUUUGAGGUGGGGGACUUGUUGUGGCCUUUGAUCAAAGGCUCCUCACCAUGUUUUUGUAUAUAUAUAUAUAUAUGUGUGCCGACCACAGUUUGUA